Messenger RNA from Ictalurus furcatus (blue catfish), 6529 nucleotides. RefSeq names its product tripartite motif containing 37 (gene trim37). Gene Ontology annotation, cellular component: peroxisome; aggresome. The transcript is spliced from 26 exons. NCBI's taxonomy places the organism in Eukaryota, Metazoa, Chordata, Actinopteri, Siluriformes, Ictaluridae. Gene Ontology annotation, molecular function: tumor necrosis factor receptor binding; ubiquitin protein ligase binding; ubiquitin protein ligase activity. Gene Ontology annotation, biological process: negative regulation of centriole replication; protein autoubiquitination. The coding region runs from base 1355 to 4333 and encodes 992 amino acids. The record is from RefSeq and is a predicted model, not a curated record.
CUAUUAUUCUAUUAUUAUUAUUCUAAUAAUAUUCUAUUUAUUCAGUGUUCCGGUUUCAACACCUUUUAGCUUCUUGUCCUGCCCUGUGAAGUACUUAUUACACCCCUAAGCUUAUUUGGAUAAUUUGGUGUACAUCAGAAAGGGACACACUCAUUAACAAACAAUAAAUCUUUUAGAUGAUCUUUUUUGUUUUUUGUUUUUUUGUUUAAAGGUUUAACAUGCUUAACCUCAUUUCAGUAGACAUGUCUUCAUGCUCAGCUGCUGUAACCUGACUGCAGAUCUUUUAUUUCUAUAAAAUCAUUUGGGAUUGGCUAAAACAGUUCAGCUGACAUUCCUUCACAUUCCUGCGAUUCGGAGCGUUGUCUGGUCUCCAGGCGUUCUCACUUUAGAAUAUGGGCCACGUGUUCUUAUGAGACGAGAACAGAUUUAGGUGAAAUGAAUGCCACCCCAGUUUUCUCUCACUGCACUGAAGAGAGAGGCAGCACAUAUGUGAGGUUGAGAGAUGGUAUUAGUCCUGCUCCUUAUGCACUGCACAUUUGCAUAUUUUCCUGCUCUGACACACUCAUGUGACCUUCGUGAAAGGUUUCCUAAUAACAUGAUGACUUUAAUGAACUGUUAGAGCGAAAGUAAUGCCAACAUGUGCAGUCCUGAAAUCAUUCAGCAACAGGAAACACUGAUUUAUAUACAAAUAUAAAUAUAUAUCCUACAUUUUGACCUGCCGUUGCGUCAUGUCAGGUGAUGUUACACUUUUUGGGCAGAAAUAAUGAAUAAGGUGAUCUUUAUAGACUAAAAUAAUGAAUACAGGUAUAUUUACUGGUAUUUAGAGUGGGUAGUAGGAUUAAUAGGAUGAGCAUGAGCCAGUUUCACAAAACCCCGCCUCUGAGUCACAAACACGCUCCUGAUUGGGGGAUGUGAAUUCUAAGCGAGUCCUGCGAUUGGUUGACUCGGUUUCCCAUGGCGACAUACAUUGACAGCGCGAGCCGCAUUUGGACGCUAUGUUUUUUUUUUACGCUUAGCUUAGCAUAACAUGUAUUAGCUAUAGAGUGGACAGCGAAGUCUGUAGGGUUUUUUCAGUUGGUGUAAUUUCAUGUAGACAUUCGAAGCUAACUACAACGUGAGUAGGGCUUGUGGAAGAUCCCGCCCCUGCACACGAUUGGCUAACAGCACCCCGCUAUUCUUGUUACGAUUGGCUGGUGGUUUUAAUGUCGCGCGCGAGCUGAGCGCUGAUUGGACAGAAUCUAUUCGCUUGAGGAUUUGUCGGAAAACGAGGGUUGAAAGAAAAAUAACGCCAGCUCCUGGGUUUAAGAACAAUCGUUCUGAUCACUUCAGCUUACAGGAAGUGAAGCUGGCCAACAUGGACGAGCAGAGCGUCGAGAGUAUAGCGGAGGUGUUUCGCUGCUUCAUUUGUAUGGAGAAGCUGCGGGAUGCUCGUCUCUGCCCCCACUGCUCCAAACUCUGCUGCUUCAGCUGUAUACGGCGCUGGCUGACGGAGCAGAGGGCACAGUGUCCACACUGCCGGGCUCCGUUACAGCUGCGGGAGCUGGUGAACUGUCGCUGGGCCGAGGAGGUCACGCAGCAGCUGGACACACUGCAGCUCUGUAAUCUCUCCAAACACGAGGAGAACGACAAAGACAAAUGUGAAAACCACCAUGAGAAGCUGAGUGUGUUCUGCUGGACUUGUAAGAAAUGCAUCUGUCAUCAGUGUGCACUGUGGGGAGGCAUGCACGGAGGACACACGUUUAAGCCACUUGCUGAGAUUUACGAGCAGCACGUCAACAAGGUCAACGAGGAGGUGGCUAAACUCAGACGCCGGCUCAUGGAGCUCAUCAGCCUGGUCCAGGAAGUGGAGAAGAAUGUGGAGGCGGUGCGAGGGGCGAAGGACGAGCGAGUGCGAGAGAUCAGGAACGCUGUUGAGAUGAUGAUUGCACGGUUGGACAAUCAGCUCAAGAACAAACUCAUCACACUCAUGGGCCAGAAGACGUCCCUCACGCAGGAGACGGAGCUGCUCGAGUCUCUGCUGCAGGAAGUGGAGCAUCAGCUGCGCUCGUGCAGUAAGAGUGAGCUGAUAUUGAAGAGCCCGGAGAUCCUGCUCAUGUUCCAGCAGGUCCACAGGAAGCCCAUGCAGUCCUUUGUCACCACACCUGUACCACCUGACUUCACCAGUGAGCUGGUCCCUGCUUACGACUCGAGCACUUUUGUUCUGGCAAACUUCAGUACACUGAGACAGAGAGCGGACCCCGUGUACAGCCCUCCUCUCCAGGUGUCGGGACUGUGCUGGAGGCUGAAGGUUUACCCUGACGGGAACGGCGUCGUGCGGGGAAAUUACCUGUCCGUUUUCCUGGAGCUGUCGGCCGGCCUGCCCGAGACCUCCAAGUAUGAGUACCGCGUUGAGAUGGUGCACCAGGCUUCCAACGACCCGACCAAGAACAUCAUCCGAGAGUUCGCGUCGGACUUUGAGGUGGGCGAGUGUUGGGGCUACAACCGCUUCUUCAGACUGGAUCUGCUCGCUAGCGAGGGUUACCUCAACAUGCAGACCGACACGCUCAUCCUGAGGUAUCAGGUGCGGUCUCCCACCUUCUUCCAGAAGUGCCGUGAUCAGUACUGGUACAUCAGCCAGCUGGAGGCGGCGCAGUCCAGCUACAUCCAAGAUAUCAACACCCUGAAGGAGAGGAUGGACAUUCAGCAUUAUCGGCGGCAGAAUUCUCGCAGCUCGUCCCCUCCGGAUCACCGCAUGUGCCCUCCCACGUCCACCACCGGCGCCGCCGCCCCGUCGGGCCGAGACUCCCGCCCCGGGAAGAUCGCUACAAUGGAGGAUGGGUUGCUGGUGAACGGAGACCAGACAAAAGAGGAGGAGGAAGAGGAGGAAGAGGAAAAGACGCAGCAUGAGGACUCGAACGAGCUGUCUGACGGUGACCUGGAGGUGGACUGUCUGACCGGAGACGAGGACGUGAACCCUCUGGACGGCAGCAGCACGUCCGGCAGCUCCACGGCCACCAGCAACACGGAGGAGAACGACAUCGACGAGGAGAACAUGUCCGGAGAGAAUGACGUGGAGUACAGCGGAAACUUGGACCUGGAGGAAGGAGAAAUUCCUGAUGAUGUUAUUGGAGCCACAGGUGAUCACCUCUAUAUUCCUCAGCACAGUUUGGCAUCACUCUGGAACUCAGGAAGGGGGUGGGGCCUAAAGUCUGAAGGAGGCUCCAGCGCAGGAAUCCGGGGUUCGAGGAGGAGCGCGGCAGGAGCCACGGCCAGUCUGCUGGAGAUCGACCCGGUCAUCCUGAUCCAGCUCCUGGACCUGAAAGAGCACAGCCAUGUGGAGUCUCUUUGGGGAAUCCAGCCCCGGCCGCCGGCCUCGCUGAUCCCCAGCCAAGCGGCCUUGGUUUCGGCCCGUAAAGAGCGAGAGCGUCGUUCUCAGGCUGUGCGCCGCUCUGCCCCGGACUCGGCCGUCCUGACCCGACUCAAGGCCCAGAUGGCAGAGGUUCGCAGCAAGAUGGCAGAUGUGAAGGGGCAGCUGGAGGCCCGUGCCGGCGUCUCUGAUGCUCGUGUCACUCCUCUGUGCUCGGUUCUGGAUCACAAUGCCUCGACCGACCCGGAAACAGCAGCAAGACGCAAACCACGAGAACUGGACCUGCUGUUUAAAGCUCCCGGGACGAACAGACACGGCCGGCACGGUGGCAAGAAAGCUGUCUCUCCCAAGCAGGAAGUGGGAGGAGCGGUGGGAGGAGUCUCUCUGCGCCGGCGUGGCGAUGCUGUUGAGAAAGAGCUGAGAGGAGCAGCAGGAGACGCUCUCGAACCAUCAUUGUGCCCUAGAGAGGGCCCCUCCGCUGCAGAGAGUCAGUGUUCGGUGAAAGCUCAGAGUGCACGCGCGUCCCCUCCGUCUGUCCCCAGUUCCUCUGAGAACCGGCCCAAACUGGACGAGUCUCUGUACGGAGCCGCGGGGAGCGACGUUUUUGACUUGCCUGUCCUGAGCACCGCGCCUCCUGCAGGCAGCAAACAGCGCAGGACCACCUGCAGCACUGCUGCGCUGCUGACCGAUACAUCGUUAGAUUUCGAGCAUGACUGCUCCGGAGACAUCCACCAAUCACUGCUGAGUCUCACAGAGCCGCCAUCUUCCUCCUCAUGCCCUGAAGAAGGGUUGCCGUGUCAGAAGCCGUCUACGCACCUGUUGCCAGGUAUGAGCAGUGACAGUGAGGUGGAGUGUGAUACCGAGUAUGAAAAUGAGGACGAGGCUGGAGUUCUGGAGGAUGGAGAAGUUCUCUCACUGCCCUGCUCAGAAGAGCAGCUGAUGCCAGAUGAUCUGAGCUUUGUGACCGGGGAUGCCACUGAGAGGUGAUCAGCAGACUCCAGACCAAAUGAGAGGGUGUGUCGUUGUGUGUGUGUGUGUGUGUGUGUGUGUGUGUGUGUGUGGGCGUGUCGUGUAAAGUUACAACAUUUGCAUAAGGAUACAGUAUUUAGAAAUGGAAAACUUAUAUAUUACAGAGAUGUGCAUUCCGUUAUGUGACCAAGGCGCGUGUGUGUGUGUGCGCGCGUGUGCGCACGCAUGUUUUUUUUUUCUGGAUAUAGCUGUUUAGCUUGAGAAAGAAAGGUCAAUAUGAAUAUUUAAUUAAGGACUAUAAUACUGAUUCUAAACCACUGUAUGUUUUUUGCACGUUUAAAACGACUGAAGUUUAUUAGAUGGCAUUUUUUUUUUCAAGAGGUAAAUUGACACAUGAUAAAAGCUUAAAGGAGCAUUUUGGCCAAAAAAAACUAAAUGUACACCCUGUCCCAUUCCAAAUAUAGUCUCCACCUACCAGACUUUAAGCCACGCCCCCUCGAUGAGUAUGUGAUUGUAAUUUGCUCUUUAUGUGUGUCAUACAGCAGGACGUUUAAUGUUAAAUUAAUCGAUCGUCUUGAACAUUUAAUCCAAGGCUGAAUUUGUUCCUGAGUGAAUUUAAGGUCUGAGGAUUUUGGCACAAUCAGUAAAAGCUGCUGCUCUUCUUCUUGUCAUCCCUAUUUAUAUUUUUGAUUAUUUUCCAGUUAGAGAUGAAUUUUAAUGCCAGUUGGACAUUAUGAACACUACUCCCUGUGAUGAUUUCCUCUAAAGCGUGCUCUUAUUUCCUAAACUGGGAGAUGGGAAGUGUUUCUUUUGUGCACGGCGUCCUCCUCCAGCAGGGGGGGCUUUCCCAAGAGAGCAUGUUUUAAACACACAUACACACACCGGUACGUGCUGAUGCUGUUACCCUGUUAUCGUUUGUACGCCAUGUUUAAGACCUUAAAUACCCCUCACCAGUGUCUCAUAUGAGAUUCACCUUCGUCACUUGGAGGCAGAUGUUUAUCUGACUCUCUACACAUUUCUUUAAGAAGGUGCUUGUCUUUUAAAAAAAAAACGUUCACAAUGACAAUAUUAUGUGUAAAAUAUCAUGGUGUAUCGUAUUACCGAUUAUCAGCACGUACCUGGUUCCACAGUUCACGCUCUCACAUUCGGUUCAUUUUUUAUUUUAGGUCUUUUUUUUUUUUCAUUUUGGUUGUCUGUACACUGCAAUGUUUUCUUUCUAUGUCCUAAUAAAUACUUUAUGUAAAAGGUUGCAUUUUGUGUGUGUGUGUGUGUGUGUGCAUGUUUAUUUCCUUUUUAGAUUUUAACAUCUGUUUUUUUUUUCACUCUAAUCUUCCCCCGUUCACUCCAAACUCACUUAGACUUAAAAUAAUCAGACGGUGCUAAUAAAUGUUUGUGACACACACGUUUUCUUUCUUUAUUUUUAGUUCUAAAGGUUUCAGAGAAGGAACUACUUUUUCAGAAGGAAGGAUUUGUACUUGUGUGUCUGUGAUGGUGUAUUAGAUACCACAGAAAACCUCCAGGAACUACUUUUUACUGCAUCGCUCCAAAGCUUAUAAGAACAGAUUUAAGAAUUAUUCCUCCCGUCUGAGACACUUUGUGUUGAAUUUAUGUUUUAUCUUUGUAUUAUUCUGUAGUUUAUUAAGAAAAAAACGAAGUAAAAUAAUAACAAUAAUAGGGUCUCCAGCGUCGAGCCUUGAAGGACACCAUGUGAUAAUUCUGCCUUUAUAAGUUUGUUUGGAGUAAACUGGAUUUCUGUUCUUUUUUUAGUACAGGGAAAUGAGUUUACAUUCAUAAUCUAUCUCUCUCUCUCUCACACACACAUACACUCACUACAGAUACAGUGCAGAGAGAUUAGAGUGGAAAAACACUAAACUUGAUUGCACUGUGCUUGCUUUUCUCUCUUUAUGGCUAUUUGCCUGCGUCUACAGCUCCACGUUGUAGGUUUUCUUGCGUUACUUUGCUUGUGUGCAUGUACAUUUUCACUGUCGUGGUGUUUCUAAUCUGAGCCUGAACAGAACCCCUGACCCAUUCCCAUAAGUGGAGUACAGUACGUGUGUCCUGAUUACACCUGCACUUCUCUCUUCUCUCAAACUCUUUCUGCAGUUACGUUUCCUUUAUAAAGGGCACGUCUCAAUCCGGAGAUGUUUGCCUUGUGUGCGCUCCGCUGCGAGCUCGUGUCUUUGCCACAAACACUGCUGAUGUAAAUGAUGUAUU